Messenger RNA from Trichoderma harzianum CBS 226.95, 750 nucleotides. RefSeq lists its product as hypothetical. The record is from RefSeq and is a predicted model, not a curated record. Lineage: Eukaryota; Fungi; Ascomycota; Sordariomycetes; Hypocreales; Hypocreaceae. The transcript has a single exon. Bases 269 to 487 code for a protein of 72 amino acids.
GAAAUGACCUCUCUUGGCGACGUAUUGAUGACUAGAUAUUAGAUUAAGUUGCAAACGCUGUCUCUAGAACCUCAUCUGAGUGGUAAUUGAGAAAUCACACCAAUAUUUUUGACGAAACAAAAGGAAAAAAACCUGCUGCUCGUCAGUUUCCACCCACGCAGUCAGAAUUCACUUGGACCAUCGCAAACAUCCACCACCACUUACGCUCAUCACAUCAGGCACACAUUUGAUCCAUAUUUCCAGACACACGCUUCCAUUUUUCACUGCAAUGGCCUCUGGGAAUAUGAUUUUCUCCCUCAUCCUCCCAAAUGUUCACAAUGUCCUCGUGGCAAACGUCUCAGAACACUUUCACCAUGCGAGGGCACAGCUGGAGCCUUACACAAGCUACGUUUAUGGUGUUAGUAUACUUACUACCUCGAUCCCCGAGCUGCCUACCCUGAUACGUGUAUUUAAAGAUCAAAUGCUAAAAUGUCCUUUCAAUUUCUAGUCAAGGAAUAGCUUCCUCAGCCUGUCAGACAGGUACUAUCUGGCUCUAUUUUUGAUCUGCGCGCCACUGGUUUUGGGGCUUGCGGCUGUUGAACUUUACCUGCGCCAAAGUCCAAAUGAAGAUGAAAAUCUGGGGGACGUGGCUGAAGCGGAAAAGAGAAGAUGAAGAAGAGAAAUAAAAGAAAAGAAAUAAAAAGACAUUUUUCCAGUCUUAAGAUGUUCCAAAAUUAUCGCAUCAGCAAUACUUGCAUGUUACUUGUUACC